CUGUGAGGUUUGUUUCUGUGUGUGUGUGUGUGUGUGUGUGUGUGUGUGUGUGUGCUGGCUCCACUCAGCUGCAGCCAGUCUGCUGGCAGAGCAGAGAGGCUGAUUAUUGACUGACUGCUCACACUCCGCUACUGUCUCCUGUCUCCGCUUUAUGUCCUCUACCUGCUGCUGCAACUCUAUCUGCUCCUCACGCUCCUGCAGGAGCACUGCUGCCAGGUUGACCGCAUGGACGGCCGGACGGUGACGACCAUGGAGCUGAAGUCGUGCAUCGAGUACCACGACCUGGAGGCCGCCGAGGCCCUCGUCAGCAUGAGCUUCUGGGGUCAAAGGUCGCACAAGCCCCGCCCACUGACCCCCACCUCCGACUCCUGUGACUCCAUCCAUCUCCACCCGGAGGGGGGGGACACUCCCAAAGACCUGAUCGCUCUGUCCUCACUGUGUAUGACUCCACCUCACAGUCCGAGUUUCGCCGAAGCCUCCACCGCCGCUGUCCUCACCACCAUCACCACCACCACCACAGCCAUGAGCCCCGCCUCCAGGCCAGUCUUACCCCGCCCUGUCCUCAGCGCCGGCCCCGCCUUCCUCCUCAGUGACUCCUACACCUGCCUCCUUCCGCCCUCCUCCUUCACCUCAGACACCUCAACACUUCCACCUCAGACAGAGUCGUCCUGUGUGGCUCCGCCCGGCAGAGCGAUGGUCACCAGCGUCAUCCGUCACACUGCCGACAGCCUCAGCAUUCCUCCACCCGCCACCCAGCCGACAGAAACCUUCACGCCUCCUCAGCCGGGAACUCCAGAGACUCUUCCAGAGGAGAAGGACGUAGCUGACUGCCCGUCCUCUCCUCCCUCCUCAGCGUCUCCUCCUCACUCCUCCCCCCCGCUGUCUUCCUGCUCCUCUUCCACUCCGGUCUCCUCCUCGCCGGUGCUCUGCCAGGUUUUCCCGGUGAGCAGCCGAACGGGGAUGAUCUCCGCCUUCGUCCAGGCUCCGGUUCAGGUGCAGACUCAGGGGGGGCCCAAGCCCAUCCUGCCCCAGUCUCCUUCCAGCUUCGCCCAGCCUCUGCUGGUGGGCUCCGCCAUGCCGCAGGGGACCGUGAUGUUCGUGGUCCCCCAGGCGACCGUCUCCCAGACGUCGCAGGGCCCGCAGACUGUCAUGACCCUCGGCAACACCAAGCUCCUCCCACUGGCCCCGGCACCCGUUUACAUGCCGACGGGAGCAAGCGGCGGCGCCUCGCAGGCCGACUUCUCCCGUAGACGAAAUUACGUCUGCAACUUCCCCGGCUGCAAGAAAACCUACUUCAAGAGCUCCCACCUGAAGGCUCACCUGCGCACACACACAGGUGAGAAACCGUUCAGCUGUCACUGGGAGGGCUGCGACAAAAAGUUUGCCCGCUCCGACGAGCUUUCCCGCCACCGCCGGACGCACACCGGCGAGAAGAAGUUUGUCUGCAACGUGUGCGACCGGCGCUUCAUGCGCAGCGACCACUUGACCAAACAUGCCCGGCGGCACAUGACCACCAAGAGGACGUCGUCGUGGCCCGCCGAGACCCGAGACCUCAACAAAGUGGCCCUGCCCAAGGGCCAAAACAGAGGCCCCGCACUUCCUGUUGGCAUGCUGGUCACCACUGCCAACUAACAGACUCACUCAGGACCCCGAGGUGUGGUAUGUUUGGGGACAGGGAUGGGGACACCUACAGGUUAAACUGUGACUUUCAAUCAGCUCCACAUCAGGGGGAUCUUUUCUACAAAUCAAACUCUGCUGGUGAACACAGACAGUCACUGAGCUCCGGCUACGUUCACAUCAACAGAACCGCCUUAAUCUCAUUUUAAACGGGUUACUGUGGCAUGAAGAUGAGAGCGUUGUUCAUUAACUUUUUAUUUUGGAUAAAACUUCCCUUUCUACCGUCUACAGACGCACCAGCGACCCUGUGAGGCUGAAACCUUCAUUACACUCCAGAAAACUAAACUGUUGGUUGGAUAAAAACAAAUAGAUGAAAAGUCAUGUUGUUAUCUGGGGUUUAUCUUCUGGCCUUUUUAAGACGCCUCAGACUGCCAGACUUAGUUCAUUUUUAUUCACCUUAUUCUCUACCUGAACUAGGAUGCUUCCACAUCACGUCAUGUUGUGUGCUUAGCAUUGCCUGUCACCAAUGUUAAAACAUCCAUGUUUAUCAUCCUUUACUUGCCAAAAAGCGUUUUUUUAAGCCUUAAAAAAGCUUUCAUUAAGUUUAAAUUUGUUUCAGACGAGAAAGUAACCAUUUGGAUUUCCAAUUUGUGAUCAGUUUAACCAAAUAAAUUUGGAAAAUUGCGCCGAUGUUUUGCAGCCGGUCGGCGCACAAAAGCACACGUCAACAGUGUUUCAGUAAAUGCUGUCACUGCUGCCACAGUUUCUGUUUCGAAACGAUGAAAUCAGAGUGCACAUGCCACAGUAACUCAAAUGAUUAAGAAGAAGGUGUUCGUGCAACAUUUAAUUAAAAUCCAGAUAUUCUAAAGUCAUGUAGACGAAGCCGGAGCAGCCAGCAGAGGACAGAGCGAGUUCCCCGCUCUGCUCAGGACAUUUUAUUCCCACAAACUCAACGGAGGAGGAAGAAGAGGAGGAGGAGGACGACGAAGGGCGACAGGCUGCUAUUCAUCCACGGACAGAAACCAACAAAAACCUGACAUUGCACUGGAUUUUUUUAAUCUUGCUUGUUUUUGUACUCUCUCUCCGUGUAUAAUCAUGUUUACUUCAUGUGUAAAUGUCACGUUUAGCAAAAUGUAUGCACUCUUUUUUAUUUUUUUUUGCCAAAGCCUCUGUAUCGUGCUUCUAUUAUUAGCUUACUUCUGUUAAUUUGUCUGUGACUGUAAAUACUGUAAAUAUAUUGAUAUCUAUAUGAAUGUUAUGUGUAUUCCAAUCUGCAUUUAUUGACAGUACGAGUUAUUGAUAUUUUAAAAAUGUCAGUGGACAGUAUUCCUCACUGUGAUACUACCUACUAUCAUUGCUUUACACAUUAUAAUUAUUAUUUAAUAAACAUUUGUUGAGGAAAAAGUGCUGUUUUUUUUUUGAUAGCUUGAUUUGGCCCAUAGUGUAGCCAGUAAUAAAAUACCUCGUUAUUAAAUGUUAUUCUUAAUAAUAACGGCUUAUAUCGAAAUAAUCCCAUUUCUGAACAUUUGCCUGUAAGCGAUGGUGCAGAAUAUGGCUUUUAUAAUAAAAAUUUACCACGAAAAUA
Molecule: messenger RNA, 3202 nt
Organism: Sebastes umbrosus (honeycomb rockfish)
Lineage: Eukaryota; Metazoa; Chordata; Actinopteri; Perciformes; Sebastidae
Gene: klf11a
Product: Kruppel-like factor 11a
Exons: 4
Coding region: 226-1632 (468 amino acids)
Biological process (GO): regulation of transcription by RNA polymerase II
Molecular function (GO): DNA-binding transcription factor activity, RNA polymerase II-specific; RNA polymerase II cis-regulatory region sequence-specific DNA binding
Source: RefSeq, a predicted model, not a curated record